AUGAUGGACACAGUGACGGACCUGGUCCGAUGCGUCGCUUUAGUGGGCGUCGUGGUCGCUCUGUUGUCGCUUUUGCGGAGCCGUCGGGCGGGGGCCCGCCUCCCACCUGGCCCGCCCGCGUCGCUGUGGAGUGGCGCGUCUUACAUCCCCACCCAGCAUCCCUGGCGAAAGCUCAAGGAGUACACCGACACCUACGGCGACCUCGUCACCGUCCAACUGGGUCAUGGUCGCCACCUCUUUGUCUGUGGCACAGCCACCUCGGCCGAUGCGAUCCUCAACAAACAGAGCGGCGCAACCAAUGGCCGACCGCACCUUAUCAUGGCGGGCGACCUCCUCUCGGGAGGAAAACGGCUCCUGAUCAUUGAUCAUGGCGACCGCUUUCGCAAGUACCGCAAGAUCAUGCACGAGUCCCUCAACAACACCGUCGCCGUCAACUACGAGGGCAUUCAGGAGAAGGAAGCGACCCUCACUCUCGAGGCCAUCGGCCAGGACCCCGGCAACUUUCGACGCCAAUUUGGUCGUUAUGCAGCCAGUGCGAUCAUGACCAUCACGUACGACCACCCCGUACGCUCCCUUGAUGACCCGCUCGUGGUCAGAGUCAAUGAGUGCCUGGGCGCGCUGGGCGAAUGGAUCAACCCAGCCGCGUCACCCCUCGACUCGUAUCCGAUCCUGCGAUACGUGCCCACGGCCAUCAACCCGUGGAAGAAGCUCGGCGAGAGAUUGCACAAACGGGAGUUGAACCUCUUUCUGGAGGUGUACAGAGAUGUGCGCCGUCAGGCACAGGCGGGAAAAGCCCAGACGUGCUUUGCAUCACAGCUGCAGGAGCGUCAGCAGGAGUACGGCCUUUCGGACGAAGAAGCCUGCUACGUCGCUGGCAGCCUCUUUGGUGCAGGCUCCGACACGACGGCGAGCGCCCUCGCAAUCUUCGUCAUGGCCAUGAUCACGCAUCCCCGCGUCAUGAAAAAGGCACAGGAGGAGCUCGAUCGCGUCGUUGGACCCGGCCGUCUGCCAGCUUUCUCCGACUUUGAUGAUUUGGUCUACGUGCGAGCUCUUUGCCAGGAAGUCAGCCGAUGGCGGCCAGUGUCCUCGGGUGGCUUCAGGCAUUCCCUGACCGAAGACGUGCACUACAAGGGCUUCGUCCUGCCAAAGGGUAGUGCAGUCGUGGGCAAUCACUGGUCGAUUCAUCUGGAUCCGCAAGAGUACCCGAACCCAGAUGAAUUCAAGCCUGAGCGGUUCCUCAGCGACGAUGGUGCAAGCGUAAAGGGGACAUGGUUUUCGCCAAAAGGGCACUACCAGUUUGGCUUCGGAAGGCGAGUGUGCGUCGGAUCCAAUGUCGCCGAGCGGUCCAUCUUCAUAAACGCUGCGAUGCUUCUCUGGGCUCUUGACAUGCGAGCGCCCAACAACGACGUGGCAAGCGUCGACACGCUCGCAUUCAACAGCGCCGCCAACUCCCAUCCGCUUCCCUUUGAUGCCGACAUCAAAUACAGGUCCGAGCGGCACAAGGCCGUGGUGCAGGAAGCGAGAUCGUCAAUUGAUUGA
This is a messenger RNA of Acaromyces ingoldii, 1539 nucleotides long. RefSeq names its product cytochrome P450. Bases 1 to 1539 code for a protein of 512 amino acids. NCBI's taxonomy places the organism in Eukaryota, Fungi, Basidiomycota, Exobasidiomycetes, Exobasidiales, Cryptobasidiaceae. The record is from RefSeq and is a predicted model, not a curated record. The transcript has 5 exons. Gene Ontology annotation, molecular function: iron ion binding; monooxygenase activity; heme binding.